This is a messenger RNA of Dovyalis caffra, 1584 nucleotides long. NCBI's taxonomy places the organism in Eukaryota, Viridiplantae, Streptophyta, Magnoliopsida, Malpighiales, Salicaceae. The record is from the annotation of a GenBank genome assembly.
AUGGCUGCUACCCAGCUUGCUUCAUCUGCUAUUCUUACUUUCACCAAACUCCCUUCUACAAGCAGUCGCACCUUACUAGGAUUUUCAAGCAAUGCAUAUUCUUCUUGCCAAGUUCGAUGCAUGGUUGCCGCCACAAGUAAUACUGAUAAAGCGAUCGUCAGACGGUCUGCAAAUUUUCAAACUCCCAUUUGGGACUUCAAUUUUAUUCAGUCAUUGUCAAGUGAAUAUGUGGGACACUCAUUUACAAGACAAGCCAACAAGUUGAAGGAAGAUGCGAGGUUGAUGCUUGAGGAAGCAUUGAAUCCUUUAGAUCAACUCGAUCUAAUUGAUACCUUGCAAAGACUAGGGAUAGCUUAUCAUUUUGAGGAAGAAAUAUCGAGUAUAACGAAGAACAUUUACAAUGAUAAUCAUAGAGAUGAUACCAAGAUGAUCAAAGAGGAUAAUCUGUAUGCUAAUGCUCUUGAAUUUAGACUCCUCAGACAGCAUGGGUAUAAUGUACCUCAAGAGGUUUUCAAUAGUUUCAAGGAUGACCAAGGGAACUUCAAGGCAUGUCUUUGUAAUGAUAUCAAGGGAAUGCUGUAUUUGUAUGAAGCCUCGUAUCUUUUGGUUGAAGGUGAGAGUAUCUUAGAGGAAGCAAGAGAUUUUGCAGCAAAACAUCUCAAAAAACACGGCAUGCUGAACAAAGAUCAAUAUCUUUCAAUAUUAGCGAAUCAUGCUUUGGAGCUUCCACUGCACUGGAGGAUGAAAAGGAUGGAGGCCAAAUGGUUCAUAGAUGCAUAUGAGAGGAGAUUGGACUUCAAGCCUAUCCUUCUUGAUUUUGCUAAAUUGGAUUACAAUAUGGUGCAAGCAAAACACCAGGAAGAUAUAAAAGAUGCAUCAAGGUGGGAUAUCAAUGCAAUUGAGCCGCUUCCACACUUCAUGAAAAUUACAUUCUUUGCUCUCUACAACACUGCUAACGAAAUGGCGUACAAGAUUCUCAAGGAACAAAAAAUUAAUGUUGUUCCUUCUUUGAAGAAAAUGUGGGGAGAUUUAUGUCGAGCUUAUUUACAAGAGGCAAGGUGGUACCAUGCUGGAUAUAAACCAACUCUGAAAGAAUACCUUGGUAAUGCAUGGAUGUCUAUCUCUACACCAUUGGUCUUAGGACAUGCUUUCUUUUUCAUCACAAAUCCAAUAACCGAGGAAGCUUCGAAAUGCAUUAUGGAAUAUCCAGAUAUAAUUCGUUACUCGUCAUUGAUUUUUCGUCUUGCAAAUGAUCUAGGAACAUCUUCGGAUGAGAUAGCAAGAGGGGAUGUUCCAAAAUCAAUUCAAUGUUACAUGCAUGAAACUGGGGCAACAGAAGAAGAAGCUCGUGAGCACAUGGGAUAUUUGAUAAAUGAGACAUGGAAAAAAAUAAAUAGAGAGAGAUUUGCAGAAUAUCCCUUCUCUCAAACUUUCAUGGACAUUCCAAUCAACCUUGGAAGGUCUGCCCUGUUCUUUUAUCAGUAUGGAGAUGGAUAUGCUAUUCAAGAUGGUGAAACCAAGGAUCGUUUGACAUCAAUAUUUGUUCAGCCCAUCGCUCUCGUAGGACAGUCUUUUGGAAACUGA